Molecule: messenger RNA, 969 nt
Organism: Cylindrotheca closterium
Lineage: Eukaryota; Bacillariophyta; Bacillariophyceae; Bacillariales; Bacillariaceae
Source: the annotation of a GenBank genome assembly
AUGAAAGCAAUCUCCUUCGUUGACACCAAACCUCAAGUUGUUGAGACUGGCAAGCCAACUCUAAAAGAAGAUGAAGUCUUGGUCAUGGUCCACUACAGUGCCCUCGAUACCGCUCUGGAUCCAGUUAUCAAAAAGACAUUUGUUGGUGGAAUGCUCCACAAACAAACUGAUCCCUUGUUUUGCGGCUGGCAUUUCAGCGGAGUCGUAGAGGCAGUCGGCGCCAACGUAGGCGACUUUGAGACUGGGAUGCAAGUCUUUGGUAAUCUUCCGUAUGCUUCAAGUACAACACAAGGUAGUCUUUCGGAAUACAUCACUGUCAAGUCUGAUGCUUUGGCAGUCAAGCCCUCGACCAUGAGCAUGGAUUUGGCCGCUGCUGCUACUACUGAACCACUCACAGCCCUUCAGUCCUUGAGAGAUAUUGGAAAACUGCCAAAAGGUGGUCAUGUAUUGAUCAACGGAGCUGGUGGCCAAGUUGGGUCUUGUGCCGUUCAGAUUGCCAAAGCCCUGGGAAGUGAAGUGACUGCUAUCGUCAGUACCAAGGAUGUCGCAAAGGUGACCAACCUCGGAGCCACUACUGUCAUCGAUCGCAAAAAGACCCCAAACGUAAUGGGGCAACUCAAGGCCGAGCAAUUCGAUGUAAUUUUCGAUACUCCCGGCAAAUUAUCCGCUCGCAAAAUUACAAAGUACCUCAAGCGCAAGGGAGUCUACGUCAAUCCUUCCCCAGAUGAUAUGUUGGAUUUCCUAUUGGGCAAGUUGUUUACCCUCUUUUCUUCCAAGAGUGUAAAGAUGGUCAUGGUGGAAUCCAAAAAAGCCGAUCUCGAACAAAUUGGAGAAUGGACCUCCAAUUCAAACCUCAAAAUUGAUAUUGAUUCGGUUCACGACGUUCGGGAUUGCGCCUCGGCCAUUCACCGUCAAAAUGACUCGUCCAAGAAUGGUCGCGUCGUCAUCAAGGUGAAAGGUGGCUUCUAG